AUGGUUGAGACUCGUCAACAGGAACGAUCGAUGGCUGAACAGCUCGAAGAGAUGCGUCUCGCUCAAGCUAAACAGUCUGCAGAUCUCAAAACCUGCUCUGAUUCGUGGGACGCACGUUUCACCAAACUGGAGACCACGAUCUUCACGUACUUUUCUCAGAUGUCGGCUCCUGGAAAACAACCCAUGGAAGGUUCCUACUCAGGAGACCCACACUCUGGUGACUCGAGCCGCCCUCCUGAUCCUCCAGAUCCAGCGCAUACAUACCGUCAACGCGCCGAUCUGAACACCUACGGUCAGGAUCGCUCUCAUGGUCUCACGUCACGACUCUCUAAGAUCUCAUUUCCACUUUUCGAUGGAUCUGAGCUUCGCGACCGAAUCUACCAGUGUGAUCUCUUCUUCGGAAUGGAUAACACUCCUCCUGAGCAGCGCGUUCGCCUCGCUGCGAUGCAUCUACGUGGCAAAGCUCUUCAGUGGCACUACAACUUCAUGACUGAAAGGUUUGGAAUCUAUCCUUCCUGGACCGACUACAUAGUCGCGAUCUCCAGCCGUUUCAGUACUCUGUUUGAUGAUCCUUUAGCUGAACUUGUGGCUCUCAAGCAAGGAUCUGACGACGUUGAGACGUUUCUGGAUAAGUUUGAAAACGCUAAAACCAGAAUCGUUCUUCCAGAGGCUCAUGCUCUCAGCAUAUUCCUCACAAACUUGCACCAGCAUCUAGCGCUUCAUGUCCGUCAGUUCGAGCCCACCACACUUGCAGCUGCUGCAAAGAUCGCUAAACUUCAUGAAUCUGCCUUAGCCCAAACACCUAUAAAAAACCACAGAGCUCCCUUCAAUCCUAAUCACAAACCAAACUCCUUUACCCCUUACAAACCUAAAGAAACCACUCCCCUUUUACCCAACCCUGACCCAAAAACCCAAAACACCAAACCCACUUUCAUUCCCCGUUCCAAUACCGAUACCCAAGCCCGCAAAUAUACCUACCAAGAAAUGCAGGACCGUCACGCUAAGGGUCUCUGCAUGUUCUGCGACGAACCUUUCACCCCUGGUCACCAAAUGAAACACAAUCGAUCACAUAUCUAUGUCAUGGAGGGAGAUAAUGAUGACUCUGAUGAUGAGGAUCAACUCCAAACGGCAGAGAUUACAGCAGAAGAUCUUGACAACACCACUCCCACCGUAUCAGUGAACGCUCUCAGCGGCUCUGCAAGCUUUAACUGUAUGCGUGUGGUUGGUCAGUAUGGCAAGAAGAAGCUUCACAUCCUCAUUGAUCUCGGAAGUACUCAUAACUUCCUUGAUGUCAAUGUCGCCAACGCCUUGGGGUGCAAGCUAGAACCUCUGGCGCCUAUGACCGUUGCUGCUUCUAAUGGAUGUGAUCUCACCACUAAGUUCAAGUGUAGCAAGUUCUCUUGGACUGUUCAAGGUUAUACCUUUACAACGGAGAUCCCCCCUAUUCCCCUACACUGUGGUGAACUUGUCCUUGGAGUCCAAUGGUUGUGCACUCUAGGACCUAUACUAUGGGAUUUCUUAAACCUACGUAUGGAGUUCCAGUUCCAAGGAAUCAAACAUGUCUUACGAGCAGUGCCGUGCGAAGGAGUUUGGGGGCCUGAGGCACGGCUCUGCUUACGAGGUGUCUCUAAGUCGGGUUACAAAGUGAUUAAUGGAGGUAACUUCAACAAACUACUCCUCCAGCAACCACAAAUUGCCCUUCUUCGAAUCAGAGAGAUUGACAACUCUUCUGACGACAAUACUCUCAGCGACGACGCCUCCCUUUCAUUCAUUGCUGCGGAGCAAACCGACCUCUCCAACGAUCCUAUUCUGCAACAACUACUUCAGUCGUUUGCAGACAUCUUCGAGGAACCAGUUGGUUUGCCCCCAUUUAGGGAAGGCUUUGAUCACCGUGUUCCACUGGAAACAGGAGCUAACCCAGUGAACCUACGCCCCUACCGAUACUCCUCCUUACAAAAGGAUGCUAUCGACAGCAUGAUCAAAGAUAUGCUCGCUCAAGGUACCAUACAGUGUAGCUCCAGUCCCUACGCUUCACCUAUCGUCUUGGUCAAAAAGAAAGACGGUACUUGGCAUCUUUCCGUGGACUACCGUGGCCUCAACAAGCAGACAAUCAAGGACAAGUACCCUAUUCCCCUUCUCGAAGACCUUCUCGAUGAACUGGGUGGUGCUUGCUUCUUUUCAAAGCUUGAUCUGCGUGCUGGAUUCCAUCAAAUCCGUAUGACACCUGAUGAUGUAUACAAGACUGCCUUCAAGACUCAUUCAGGCCAUUACGAGUACCUCGUGAUGCCUUUUGGGCUCUCUAACGCACCUUGCACAUUUCAAGGAUUGAUGAACCACAUUUUUCAGGAGAUUUCACGCAAGUUCCUACUGGUCUUAUUUGACGAUAUCCUCGUCUACAUCAACACUUGGGAAGAACACUUGCAACAUCUCCAUGAAGUCUUUGCUAUCCUACGCCAACAGCAGAUGUAUCUCAAGCCCUCUAAGUGUACCUUUGGCGCCACUUCUAUCGAGUACUUGGGCCAUAUUAUCUCUGCUGCUGGUGUCAGCACUGACCCUAAGAAGAUCGCAGAUAUCUGCAAGUGGCCAACUCCAUCUUCGCAUAAGCAGCUCUGA
This is a messenger RNA of Raphanus sativus (radish), 2613 nucleotides long. RefSeq lists its product as uncharacterized. The transcript is spliced from 2 exons. Lineage: Eukaryota; Viridiplantae; Streptophyta; Magnoliopsida; Brassicales; Brassicaceae. The coding region runs from base 1 to 2613 and encodes 870 amino acids. The record is from RefSeq and is a predicted model, not a curated record.